Molecule: messenger RNA, 306 nt
Organism: Aspergillus fumigatus Af293
Lineage: Eukaryota; Fungi; Ascomycota; Eurotiomycetes; Eurotiales; Aspergillaceae
Exons: 2
Coding region: 1-306 (101 amino acids)
Source: RefSeq, a predicted model, not a curated record
AUGCAGGAAACUGCCGAGGCCAUUGGAUGGCUCAAGCAGCAGACCGGGGGUCUCCCGCAGCUCAAGGAUGCGAGUCGGCUCAUAAUUUAUCAAGGCCGCCACGAGGUAUUCCUUACUCUCAUGACACCAGGGACUCGUUACGUUGAGUACCUGGAGACCACCAUCCCGACGACCCCAGAGCCGGAAACGUUCUUGAAGCUGAAGACUUUUGGGCCUCGGGACAUCAACCAGCGGCCUGACCUCGAGGACCUAUGCCCGACAUUGAUUUCCCUUCUGUUGGCAGCUGAGGAGGCGGCCCAGGCCUAA